This is a messenger RNA of Periconia digitata, 2151 nucleotides long. Lineage: Eukaryota; Fungi; Ascomycota; Dothideomycetes; Pleosporales; Periconiaceae. The record is from the annotation of a GenBank genome assembly.
AUCCCCCUCUCUCCUUUCACUUUCCUCAACUUCUCCUCAUCGUGCGUCACCUCUACUACCCCGCCAUCUCAACCUCUCCUGCCAGACGGUAUCGAUAGAAAAAAGUGGCUGGAACAAUUCAAGAUGCAUGUUGGAUCUUGGAUAACUGCAUUGCUCCCAUUGGGCGCCGCAGCCGGUACCUUCAAGCGUCAGUCCAACACCUCCGAGUACCAACUGCAGAAGGGACCCUUGGAUACCGACUGGACCGAGCAGGUUGGAACAAGCCCAUGGCCUGAAUACCCGCGACCCCAAUUGGCACGUUCCGAGUGGAAGAACCUCAACGGCGUAUGGCAAUAUCAAAAUGCCACUGGAUCCGAGCUUGAAACUCCACCCUUUGGGAAGGACCUAUCCAAAUCCGUGCUUGUGCCUUUCUGUCUCGAGUCUGCUCUUUCAGGAAUUAUGGGAACUCGUACUAUUUACAGCUGGUACCGGACACACUUCGAUGUGGAUUCCGAAUGGAUCGACUCGGAGAAGCGUGUCUUGCUCAACUUUGGCGCAGUCGACUGGCAGACGUCGGUUUUCGUCAAUGGCAAGUUUGCUGGAAAUCAUACCGGAGGCUACUUUCACUUUGCUUUCGAUGUCACCGACCUUGUGAAUACAAACGGCACUAAUGAGUUAGUCGUGUGGACCUAUGACCCUACAAAUGAGGCUGGUAAAAUGAUUCCCCUGGGGAAACAGCGAUUGAAUCCGGAUCACAUCAACUACACGCCAUGCAGUGGCAUCUGGCAGACGGUCUGGCUCGAGUCCACAGGCCGCGAGUACAUUACUCAGCUGGACAUUGACGCAAAGGCAAAUGGCGAGUUGAACAUCACUGUCCACAGCGCGAGCGGCGGCCAGGGUAAUUCAUCCACCGGUUCUUCAUCUACCGGUUCAUUCGAAAUCACCAUUCACUCGCAAGGCACCGAAGGCGUCGCGCUCCAAGAAACCGGAUCGACCAACGCACCCACGCUAUUCAAGGUCGACUCCCCCAAGGUCUGGUCGCCGGACUCGCCUAAUCUGUACAACGUGACGGUGAAACUUGGCAGCGACACGGUUUACAGUUAUACGGGGUUCCGCACCGUAUCCAAGGGCGUUGUUAACGGUCUACCCCGGCCUUUGCUGAAUGGCGAGUUUGAGUUUUUGUUUGGACCCUUGGACCAGGGUUACUGGCCUGAUGGCCUUCAUUCGCCGCCUUCGUACGAGGCUAUGGUGUCUGACUUGAAGGCUGUCAAGGAAGUUGGUUUCAACAUGGUUCGCAAGCACAUCAAAGUCGAGCCAGGACUGUUCUACCAGGCAUGUGAUCAGCUAGGUCUCAUGGUCGUACAAGAUAUGCCGGCUAUGCCUACUUACUCGUCUCCCCCAGCGGAGCCUUGUGCACCCGGUCCAGUCGUGGAACCACAGCAGCAGCAGGAAUUCGAGCGCGAACUAGCUCUCAUGAUAGAGCAGCUCAAGAGUUAUCCAAGCAUCAUAACAUGGGUCAUCUACAACGAAGGCUGGGGCCAGAACCGUGAAGACCGCGCAACCGACGAGCGCCUAACCGCCCUCGUCCACUCCCUCGAUCCCACCCGCCUCAUCGACACCGUCUCGGGCUGGUACGACCACGGCGCGGGAGACUUCCACGACAACCACCACUACGCAUUCCCGCAAUGCGGGACGCCAUUCUGGGGCGGGCUCUCUGGGCCCUACGACCCGUCGCGCAUCGGCUUCCAAGGCGAAUUCGGCGGCAUCGGGCAAAACGUAUCCAUCGAGCACCUCUGGAACGUCAAGCAAGCCAUUGACCAGAUCAACCAGACGUACGAGCUCGCCGACAGCGAGGACGCGUGGAACUGGCGCAUCCACGCCACCUUUAUGGACCUCCUGCGCCAGGUCGAGGCCUUUAGCUGCUCGGGCGCCGUCUACACCCAGACGACCGAUGUCGAGGGCGAGGUCAACGGUCUGUUGACUUAUGAUCGCAGGAUCAAUCGCAUGGAUAAGGAGCAGUGGCGCAGCGAUAUCGGGGACUUGUAUCAGGCUGCUAGGGAGAGAGGCACUGUGCCUGAUGGUGAUGGUGACACCGCGUCGCCCAAGGAGAAGCGACAUUUCCCCAAGAGGGUGGCGCCCGUUUCGGAUGAGUUUGGUAUGCGGUCUAUGUAA